AAGGAGCUGUGGGUACGCGAAUCGAAGGAGGCGCUUUGGCACCAAGCAAGCAAGCAGCAAGCAAAGGAGCACCACCUGGCGCCAGUAGGUUGCCAGGUUGCGGCCAUUAGUCUUGCCGCCAUGGCGGAUACAUUGCAGCUGCAGGUCUACCAGAUCUUGGGGAGGUUAUUCAGCCCGGUAGUGCCAAAAGUCUGGACAGAAGAUGAGUGUCUGCGACAGCGGCUGGGACACGCCUCAGUGGAACGACCACCGGGACUACUCAUCUGGAUCCACGGCGUCUCGCUCGGUGAAACCCUCGCCGCGCUUCCGCUCGCCGAGCACUGUCUUGCCGCAAUCCCAUCCGCCCAUGUGUUGAUGACCACCGUCACUCAAGCGGGCAUGGACCUCCUCCGGCGGAGAAGGCCGGAGCGCGCCAGCUGUCAGUUUCUGCCACUGGACACCCCUCAAGCCGUCGGACGUUUCUGGUCCCAUUGGCGCCCAGACGCAGGCAUCUUCUUGGAAGGGGAGCUGUGGCCGACGCUCAUCCACACAGCACAGGCCAACAAGUGUCCUUUGGUUUUUGUGAAUGCCCGCAUGGGCCCCCGUUCCUUCCGCCGUUGGUCCUACCCCUUCCUCCGGCCCCUAGUCCGGGAGAUGCUCCAGCGCUUCCACGUCAUCUGUCCGAUCGACACCCACGAAGCGAUCCGGUUGCAGCUCCUGGGGGCCAGCGCCGGGCAGAUCCGGUUCGCCGGCGACCUCAAAUACGCUUCUGCAGGGUAUGCCGUCUCCCCUCCCGCCACUGAUGAGCCCAUCAGGGCCGCCGCGGGCCGCCCCAUCUGGAUCGCAUCCAGCACCCACGAAGGCGAAGAGGAGGUAAUCUGCUCAGUCCACCUUCAACUUUCCCCGACGCUUCCGGCUCUGCUGACGGUCCUGGCCCCCCGGCACCCCGCCCGCUGCGCCACCGUUGCGGCCAUGCUCCAGCGGGCCGGCCUGACCGUCGCCAGGCGUUCGCUGGGAGCGGCGAUAACGCCAAAAGUGAACGUCUACCUAGUCGACACGCUUGGCGAGCUCGCGACGCUUUACGCCUUGGCGCCCGUCGCUUUCGUGGGCGGUUCUCUCUUUCCGCACCUCGCGGGGCACAAUCUGGCGGAACCGGCGGCCAGCGGCUGCGCCUUGCUCACAGGUCCGCAUGUUGGGCACUUUCAGGGCAUGGUCCGUGAGUUGGGCGAUGCGGUGCAGCAGUUGGCCGAUGCGGGGGAGCUCUCCUCCGCACUCCAAACGCUCUUCUCCAACUCCUUGCUUCUAAAAGCUCGACGAAACACGUCCCGAGAGACGUUUCAGAGACUCAGCGCGCAGAUUAUACAGAGAGUCUGGGCGAACAUUGCCCCAUCUCUUUUUGGACCAGACGUGCAUCUUGACGAGAGUCCGAUAACCUCAGAACUGCGGAUAUAAAUCUUGGCUAAGCUGUUGACGUUACCUCAGUUCUCCUCUGUGA
Molecule: messenger RNA, 1474 nt
Organism: Klebsormidium nitens
Lineage: Eukaryota; Viridiplantae; Streptophyta; Klebsormidiophyceae; Klebsormidiales; Klebsormidiaceae
Source: the annotation of a GenBank genome assembly